Ctenocephalides felis (cat flea) is the source of this 714-nucleotide messenger RNA. Its product is annotated as zinc finger protein 572-like. Gene Ontology annotation, molecular function: RNA polymerase II transcription regulatory region sequence-specific DNA binding; DNA-binding transcription factor activity, RNA polymerase II-specific. Gene Ontology annotation, cellular component: nucleus. Gene Ontology annotation, biological process: regulation of transcription by RNA polymerase II. NCBI's taxonomy places the organism in Eukaryota, Metazoa, Arthropoda, Insecta, Siphonaptera, Pulicidae. The record is from RefSeq and is a predicted model, not a curated record. The transcript is spliced from 3 exons. The coding region runs from base 1 to 714 and encodes 237 amino acids.
AUGGGAAAAUUCUACGCGUCCAAAAAAUCUUUUUCUUCCAUUGGCAAAGCUCAGGACCAAAUACCAGAAAUGGAAAGUUUUUACUCUUGUCCUCUCUGUGGGAAAAGUUACACAUAUUGCACUAGCAGAGAUACACACUAUGAAAAAUGUAAACUUAUGUAUAAUAGCAAAUCUAUGGACAAUAAACGACUUUACAAAUGCCCGAAAUGUGGAAAGCCUUACAAAAAUUCUGGAAGUAUAGCAAAUCAUCUGCGAUUGGAAUGCGGAAAGGAGCCUCAAUUUCGUUGCACAUUAUGCGAUUAUACAUCCUAUCAGAAAUUUCAUUAUCAAAGACAUUAUUCAUCUAAACAUAAUUUGGACAUUACUGAGUCUUCAUCUAAGUCAAAUUUACAAGGGAUACUGCCAGUUACCUAUAGUGAUCAGUCUGAUCCAAAUAACCAGUUUUUUGGUCACUAUUCAGAUGAGACAUAUAACUAUGGAUCAGGAUUUGGUGCUGAAUCUGAUUUUUGGAACCAUCAACAACAUCAAAGAUCUGAAUUAAAAAAGCUUCAUACUUGUUCUCGUUGUCUGGGAAAAUUUUCUUCGUCCAGAAGUUUUUGGAACCAUCAACGAUAUCAGUGUGGAAAACCAGCAUCGAAUAAAUGUGAAAAAUGCGACUAUAGAACUAUUUUGAAAUACAAUUUGAAAAGACACAUGUUGACUAAGCAUAGUUAA